Molecule: messenger RNA, 3595 nt
Organism: Dicentrarchus labrax (European seabass)
Lineage: Eukaryota; Metazoa; Chordata; Actinopteri; Moronidae
Product: NLR family CARD domain-containing protein 3
Exons: 10
Coding region: 104-3040 (978 amino acids)
Molecular function (GO): protein binding
Source: RefSeq, a predicted model, not a curated record
ACAGGGCAGGGACAGUAGAAGUGAAAGUAAGAGUUCAGACUCCAUUUUGAGUCGGCAGACGGAGAACAAGAAGGCCAGAGGCAGGGACGAGGAGCUCAUACACAUGGAAGCCAUCAUGAAAGAAGGAGAGAAAGAGGAGGACAGAGCAGAGUCUCCAGGAUCCAGUUCUCUGUCUAUGAAGAGUGACAGGUCCAAAGGUGGACUUCCAGACUUCAGUAAUGAACCUGGACCCUCAGACACACAAGUUCAGUCCAACAGACAGAGAGCAGAGUCUGCAGCGUCCAGCUGUCUGUCUAUGAAGAGUGACUGGUCCAAUGAUCAUCCUCCAACCUUCAGUAAUGAACCUGGACCCUCAGACUUAAAAGAGAGGAAGAGGAGUUGCUGUGUUUUGUGUCAGGACGUCCUGAAGGAUCCAGUCUCUACCAGCUCUGGACUCUGGUUCUGCAGACAGUGCAUCACCUCAUACUGGUACCAGUCUGCUUCAUCAGGAGAUGCCUCCUGUCCCCAGUCUGGAGAAAGACCCAGAACAAGACAAACAGAUGAUGGUCUGCAGGAGGUUUUAGAUGAACAUAAGAUCGGUCUGAGGAGGAGAUGUGAACGUGUGACUGAAGGAACUGAUGAAACAGGAAGUGGAACCCUCCUCAACAGGAUCUACACAGAGCUCUACAUCACAGAGGGACAGAGUGAAGAGGUUAAUACCCAACAUGAGGUGAAGCAGCUUGAGACAGCUUCCAAGAUGGAGACCCUCCAUGACGCUCCAAUCAGGUGCCACGAGAUCUUUAAAGCCUUACCUGACCAACAGAGACACAUCAGAGUGGUUCUGACGAACGGCGUCGCUGGCGUUGGAAAAACCUUCUCAGUGCAGAAGUUCACUCUGGACUGGGCAGAGGGCUCGAACAACCAAGAUGUCAGUCUGGUGGUUCUGCUUUCAUUCAGGGAGCUGAACCUGAUCAAAGAUGAGCAGUACAGUCUUCUCAGGCUGCUCCAUGUUUUCCAUCCAACAUUACAGAAGGUCACAGCAGAGCAGCUCGCUGUCUGUAAACUUUUGUUCAUCUGUGAUGGCCUGGAUGAAAGCAAACUUUCACUGGAUUUCCACAACAAUGAGGUUGUGUCUGACGUCACACGGAAGUCUUCAGUCAAUGUGCUGUUGACAAACCUCAUCAAGGGGAAUCUGCUUCCCUUGGCUCUCGUCUGGAUAACUUCCAGACCUGCAGCAGCCAAUCAGAUCCCUCCUGAAUGUGUUGACAGGGUAACAGAAGUACGAGGCUUCACUGACGCCCAGAAGGAGGAGUACUUCAGGAGGAGAGUUAGUGAUGAAGAUCUGUCCAACAGGAUCAUCUCACACAUCAAGACCUCCAGGAGCCUCCACAUCAUGUGUCUAAUCCCAGUCUUCUGCUGGAUCACUGCUACAGUUCUGGUCCACAUGUUGACUACAGACCAGAGAGGAGAGCUGCCCAAGACCCUGACUGACAUGUACUCAAACUUCCUGCUGGAUCAGACAAAGAGGAAGAAGCAGAAGUAUGAUGACGGACAUGAGAAGGGUCCACAGGAGCUGAUGGAGGCUGACAGGAAGGUUCUUCUAAAGCUAGGGAGGCUGGCGUUUGAACAGCUAGAGAAAGGAAACAUCAUGUUCUACCAAGAAGACCUGGAGCAGUGUGGUCUUGAUCUCACAGAGGCCUCGGUGUACACAGGAGUUUGUACAGAGAUCUUCAAAAAAGAGAGUGUGAUCUUCCAGAAAACAGUCUACUGCUUUGUUCAUCUGAGCAUUCAGGAGUUUCUGGCUGCAGUCUACAUGUUCCACUGUCACACCAACAGCAACACAGAGUUACUAAAGGACUUCCUUGGAAACAAAUAUGUUAACCUAACUCUGGAUGACUUCCUGAGGGAAGCAAUGAUGAAAUCCCUGAGGAGUAAAAAUGGCCACCUGGACCUGUUUGUUCGCUUCCUUCAUGGCCUCUCUCUGGAGUCCAACCAGAGACUCUUAGGAGGCCUGCUGGGUCACACAGACAACAGUCCAGAAACCAUCCAGAGAGCCAUCAACAACCUGAAGGAGAUGAACAGUGAUAAAAUCUCUCCUGACAGAAGCAUCAACAUCUUCCACUGUCUGACGGAGAUGAACGACCACUCAGUCCAUCAGGAGAUCCAAGAGUUCCUGAAGUCAGAGAACAGAUCAGAGAAGAAACUCUCUGACAUCCACUGCUCAGCUCUGGCCUACAUGCUGCAGAUGUCAGAGGAGGUUCUGGAUGAGUUGAACCUGAAGAAGUACAACACAUCACAGGAGGGACGACGGAGACUGAUUCCAGCUGUGAGGAACUGCAGAAAGGCUGUACUUUCUGACUGUGGACUCUCAGAGACUCACUGUGAAGUCGUGGCCUCAGCUCUGAAGUCCAACCCCUCCUAUCUGAGAGAGCUGGACCUGAGUAACGACAACCUGAAGAAUUCAGGAGUGAUGCUGCUGUCUGCUGGACUGGAGAGUCCACACUGUAGACUGGAGACUUUGAGAUUGAGGAACUGCGGUUUGUCAGAGAUCAACUGUUCUUCUCUGGUCUCAGCUCUGAAGUCCAACCCCUCCCAUCUGAGAGAGCUGGACCUGAGUGACAACAACAACCUGCUGGAUUCAGUAGUGAAGCUGCUGUGUGGUUUUCUGGAGAGUCCACACUGUAGACUGGAGACUCUGAGAUUGAGGGGCUGCUGGUUGUCAGAGAUCAGCUGUUCUUCUCUGGUCUCAGCUCUGAAGUCCAACCCCUCCCAUCUGAGAGAGCUGGACCUGAGUAACAACAAGAACCUGUAUGAUUCAGGAGUGAAGCUGCUGUGUGGUUUUCUGGAGAGUCCACACUGUAGACUGGAGACUCUGAGAUUGAGGCACUGCAGUUUGUCAGAGAUCAGCUGUUCUUCUCUGGUCUCAGCUCUGAAGUCCAACCCCUCCCAUCUGAGAGAGCUGGACCUGAAUAACAACAACCUGCAGGAUUCAGAUGUGAAGCUGCUGUCUGAUCUUGUGAAGAGUCCACACUGUAGACUGCAGACUCUGAGAUGGAGGUGAUCACAGUCAGACUCUCAGUGGUGAGGAAGGAGGUUGCAUUGGAGGAUCCACUGUGUCCUGAUGAUCCAGAGAGGUUGAAGCAGCAGCAUCAGCUCUGACUGGGCCAUGUUACUGGGAGGUAGAGUGGAGAGGAGAGCUUCAUCCAGCAGUGACUGACAGAGGAAUCACAACCAGUGGAGACAACGCUCAGUGCUGCAGUCUGAACUGCUCUGAGAUCAGCUGUCAUGUGACAGAGUAUCCUCAGUGUAUCUCGAGCGCUCUGCUGCUGCUCUGUCCGUCUACAUUCUCUGCAGACACACUGAGACUGCUCCACACUCAGACACCUCCUCCACCUGGACCUGGACUUUCUUCUUGUCUUCAUUCAGAUCUUCUGAACCCAAAGUGCCUCUAUACAUAUCUGUACAUAACUGUACAUUUAAAUUGCACACAGGUAAAAGGACUGUGAACGAAUAUAAAGUCUUUAGUUUUCUCUGGAUUUCUUUGUGUCACACCUGUACAGAUAAACAGAUUCAAAAUCAGAUAGCAGUGUCACAUGUAAUAAAAGUUGAAAUAUAA